Dimorphilus gyrociliatus is the source of this 4544-nucleotide messenger RNA. Lineage: Eukaryota; Metazoa; Annelida; Polychaeta; Dinophilidae. The record is from the annotation of a GenBank genome assembly.
GUCAAUAAAGCAUGGUUUACAGAUCACAAAAUUAGGAAACGAUUAGGAGUGCGUUUUUCUUUUGAGAUAACUUCAUGGUAAUUGCCUUCUUACUAAAAAUAUGUAAAUAAAUAGAUAUGUCAUCUCUAUACGCUCAAAAAAGAACUAAUUAUGAUUCUUCAUCGAGUGAUGAAGAUAUUCCACCGGUAAAACAGUCAAAACAAGUGUCUAAAUUGGAACUACCUGAUGUUUUUGCUGCAAACCUAGAUAGAGAUGAUUCAACGGAGCACUCAAACAAAUAUGAGGGACGUGUUCGUUCUUUUUCACACGUUGCCGGGAAUUGGGCAUCUUUUGUUUAUUAUAAAUUUGAUUUAGAUCAUUUAGAAGGCUUCUUUCAAAAGUUCAUUUCAGAGGCUCAAAUAUUAAAUAUUGAUCUAAAAUUAUUUAAGGAUUUUCAUUUAAGCUUAUCGAAAACUUUUAUUUUACAACAUCAUUUGAUUGAAUCAUUUCGUGAUGAUUUAGAACAAAACUUUCGUGAUAUAGAAACAGUAGAAUGCUUUUCUUCACAAUUGGAUAUAUUAGUAAAUGAUGAGAAGACAAGAUCUUUUAUUGUUUUUGAGAUGGAAUAUGAUAAAGAAUUUUUACAAUUAUCAACGAAUAUAGUUGAUAAAACAUUAGCCGAGUAUCAACUGCCAUUAUAUUAUGAAGAACCAAAAUUUCAUGUAAGCGUUGCUUGGACACUGGGUAAUCUAAAAGAAAACGGAUACAAGAAAUAUUUAAAUUUUGAAGAUUUAUUUGAUCUACCUGAAAAAGAAAAAUGUGGUGCCAUUGUUCCAGAAUUUUUGGGUUUACUUGAAGAAAGAUAUAAUCGAGUUGAUAAAAAAAGAUCAGCUAAAGAACAAAUAGAGGGUAUAGCAUACCCUGUACGAUUUUUUUUUAUGCUUGUUAGAGCAUGUAAAGGACCAUUUUUACUUGGAGGACUUUGCAGAUUAAUAGUUAUUGUUCCGGAUAUUUCAGCAUCAUUACUUUUGAGAGUUUUACUUCAAUUUCUUCAAAACUCUACUGAUCGCAAGGGUUGGCAUGGCUACUUAAUAGCCGUUACUAUAUUUUUGAAUAUGAUAGCCCUCGCACUUUUCCAUCACCUACAGUACAAAUGUAAUUACAUAUGUGGACAGAGAAUGAAGAGCAUUAUGACAUCUGCAGUAUUUAGGAAAUCUUUACGUCUUUCCGCAGCUGCAAGAUCUCAAUCAACUUCUGGUGAAAUAAACAACCUUAUGAGUGUUGACGCUCAAAAGAUUCAUGACAUGAUGCUAAACUUGCACGAAAUUUGGGCAUCACCUGUAACAGUAUUUGCUGUAAUAUAUUUUAUGUGGCAAGUAAUUGGACCAUCCUGUUUAGCUGGGCUUGGCUUUCUAGCUAUUAUGGCCCCUUUUACAGGUGGCUUUCUGGCGGCUAAAUAUGCCAAGAUGGAAGUUAAACAAAUGGCUUUGAAAGAUCUCCGUCUGAAACAUAUGAAUGAAAUACUAUCGGGUAUUAAAAUGUUAAAAUAUUAUGCAUGGGAAAUAUCAUUUGCUAAAAAAAUUGAAAAAAUAAGACAAGAUGAACUAAAAACUUUAAGAAAACAAGCCAUGCUUAAUGUAGGUUUAGGAUUGGUAUGGUAUGCAGCCCCGUUUUGUGUCAAUUUUGUAAUCUUUGCCACCUAUCUUCUCUCAUCCAAAGACCAUCGCCUUGAUGCCGAAAAAACAUUUGUAACGUUAAGUUUCGUGAGUCUGCUAAACUUUUGUUUAUCGUUUCUGCCGAUGCUACUUGGUUUCUCUGCCCAAGCGUAUGUAUCUUUAGGAAGAAUUUCUACACUCCUCACCCGAGAAGAAUUAGAUCCGAAUGCAGUCGGCAAUAACACAAACACCUUUGUUCACCAAAUAACCAUACAAAAUGGAACAUUUGCUUGGGGCGACACUGAUGCUAAACCAGUCUUGAAUGACAUCAACUUGAAUGUGAAAAGCGGUAGUCUAUUAGCUGUUGUUGGUAGAGUAGGGAGUGGAAAGAGUUCUUUAGCGUCUUCUUUACUGGGUGAAAUGAGAGUCCUAAAUGGUGAAGUCAAUGUAUCGGGAAGCACAGCUUAUCUAUCUCAACAGGCGUGGAUUCAAAAUGCUUCUUUGAAGCAAAAUGUAUUAUUUGUUAAUUCCUUUAACCAGGAUAGAUACGAUCGUACCAUUGAAGCAUGUGCUCUGAAACCAGAUCUUGAGCAACUACCAAAUGGAGAUAUGUCAGAAAUAGGAGAAAAAGGUAUAAAUCUAUCAGGAGGACAAAAGCAACGUGUUGCGUUAGCACGAGCAGUUUAUAGCAAAGCGGACGUUUUUAUUUUUGAUGACCCUUUAAGUGCAGUUGAUGCUCAUGUCGGGCAAAAGCUAUUCCAAGACGUACUUGGUCCUAAUGGUUUACUAAAAGGAAAAACAAGAAUUUUGGUCACUCAUGCCGUCAACAUCUUAUCAGAAUGCGAUAAGGUUAUUAUGUUAGAAGAAGGAAGAAUAAUAGGAGAAGGAAAGUUUUCAGAACUAUUACAAACCUGUCCGUCAUUCGUUAAUCUAGUAAAACAAGAAAAGUUGGAAGAUGACAGUGAGGAGGAAGAUGAUGAGGAUAAUGAAAUCGAGGUUCAAGAACAAGCAGAUCAAGUACCAAGGCUGAGAAGACAAUCAUCAAGGCUGAAAUCUGUCUCGUCAAUCGAGCCCGAUAGAAAGUUAAAAACUUCUGUAUCUCUUGCAGAAAAAUCAGAUAUUAUCAACGAUGGAAGAUUAAUAGAAGAGGAAACAGAAGAUAUCGGGUCUGUGAAACGUGAGGUUAUAGUGUCAUACGUUAAAGCAGGCAGUUUUAAGCUUCUUUUCGGUUUAAUCGCAACAGCACUUGUAUAUAUUGUAAUUGUAGUGUUUUCAAAUUGGUGGCUCAGUUAUUGGAGUGACAUGCCACAGAAUACAACAAGAAGCACCACUUUUAAAAUGCUUGGAAUUUAUGGAUCACUUGGAAUUGGUCAAAUAAUAUCAGUUGCUAUGUCUCAGGGUUGUGUGCUCCUUGGCGCUGUUCUAGCGUCGAAUAUUUUACACAAGAAACUCUUAUGGAGAAUUCUAAAAGCACCAAUGACAUUCUUUGAUACAACUCCUUUGGGAAGAAUCCUUAAUAGAUUUUCUUCAGAUAUGGAGAGAAUAGAUUGUGCCAUACCUGACAUGUCCACUUUUUGGAUAGGUUGCGUGACAACCUUAAUAUCAACUCUUGUGGGCGUUUCUCUAGCGACUCCUCAAUUUCUAGUCGCAGCAGUACCACUUGCAAUAUCAUACUGGUUAAUUCAACGAAUGUAUAUAAAAUCUGUUAGACAACUGAAAAGAAUUGAUUCUGUGAGAAAAUCUCCUAUAUAUGCUUGUUUUGAUGAAGCUCUGGCUGGAGUAAGUCUUAUUCGAGCAUUUAAAGUUUCUCCAAAGUUCAUUCAUAAGAACGACUCUUUGGUAAAUAAUUCCAUGACUGCCUGGUAUCCAAUUCUAAUCGGACAACGCUGGCUAGGAGUUGUGUUGGAUUUUAUUGGAGCCAUAGCUAUUAUCUGUGCAGCUAUUCUUGCAGUUUAUUUUAGAGAUUCUGGAUAUUUAACACCUGGAUUAGCAGGAAUGAGUUUGAAUUUCGCCAUCGAAACUUCUUAUUCAUUAAGUAUGAUGGUUAGAGGAUCAACAGAUUUAGAAACAAAUAUUGUUUCUGUAGAAAGAGUUCAAGAGUACUCUAAGAAAGAACAGGAAGCUGAUUGGAGAGUUCCGAGCAGAGAUCCUAUUGAUUGGCCUUUACAAGGAAGCAUUGAACUUCAAUCUAUUUGUGUGCGCUAUAGACCAAACUUACCUCUAGUUCUAAACGAAAUUAGUUUAAAGAUUAAUGCAGGAGAGAAAAUCGGAAUUGUUGGUAGAACUGGAGCUGGAAAAUCUUCAUUAGCAUCUGUCUUGUUCAGAAUUAUUGAAUUGUCAAGCGGUAAGAUUAUCAUUGAUGGAGUAGAUAUAUCAAAAAUUGGUUUACAUGCUUUAAGAGAAAAAAUAACUAUAAUUCCUCAAGAUCCAGUGUUAUUUGAAGGCACUUUAAGAGAAAAUUUGGAUCCGUUUGAAACAUUUAGCGAUGAUGAAAUAUGGAGAUGUCUAGAAAUAUCUCAUCUCAAAGAUCAUGUUGAAGGACAGUUAGAAAAAGGCUUAAAUUAUGAAUGUGGUGAGGGAGGAAAGUCUUUAAGCGUUGGACAAAGACAAUUAGUAUGUUUAGCAAGGGCCUUGCUUCGAAAAUCAAAAAUUCUAGUAAUGGAUGAAGCUACGGCGUCUGUAGACACAACUACAGAUUCUUUAAUCCAACAAACAAUAAGACAAGCAUUUGAAAAUUCUACCGUAUUAACAAUAGCGCACAGAAUCGCAACUAUAAUGGAUUAUGAUAGAGUUAUCGUACUUGGACAAGGACGUCUUUUAGAAGAGGCAUCCCCGACGGAACUUCUUAAGAGACCAGAAGGUGAAUUUUACAAGUUAGCAGUCGAAGCUGGCUUGGCUACUUCAUCAUAG